Molecule: messenger RNA, 360 nt
Organism: Desarmillaria tabescens
Lineage: Eukaryota; Fungi; Basidiomycota; Agaricomycetes; Agaricales; Physalacriaceae
Exons: 2
Coding region: 1-360 (119 amino acids)
Source: RefSeq, a predicted model, not a curated record
AUGUACGAGAUGAAGAAAGGGGUGAGUACCGACAUCGAAAUGGCAGCAAAUUAUGAGGGAAGCAAAUCUUCCUCGUCUUCCGGGGUUCUGCCGUUAUCUCUUCACCCGAAUCUCGGACUGCAAUCACAAUCAGAGGAUCGCAUCGACAGCUCUCGGUUUGGGGCUGUUCUAAUUGGUAUCGACGGAUAUCUGUAUCAUCCUCUACACGGUUGCCUGUCCGACGCGAAACUGAUGGGGAAGUAUAUCGUUGAGGAUCUCGGCGUCUCCAAAAAUCGAAUCCAACUUUUUCUCGGUGCCUCAGGCGGGGAAGUCAACCUCGACCUUGACGCUCUAGCUGAAAUCGGCCCUGAAUCAAGAUGA